AGCUUCACAUUGCUUCUUUUUGGUGCAGCACUUUGCAUUUCCUGGUAAAAGAAUGACUGCACAGAUGUAGCGUUUUUACCAAAAGCGCGUCUAAAUAAUAACUUUGUUACAGUAUUGUGUUUGGACUACCUAUGGGCGCCUUAUACAAAGCUUUAAAUUAUAGUUAGUUACAAAAAUAUAUGCUGUAACAAAUUUAAAUGCUUGCAGUGGUAGGUGGUAAAUAAUAUUAUGCUAAGGAAACAAACAAGAGCCCUCGCACACGCGUACUCGGCAGCUCGGCCUGUGGUUGCACUUUCUGUGGUAGAUUACUCUGCCCUGACUAGAUCAUGACCUUUUUUUCUCGUUUCUUUUCCUGACUCAGAAUAACAAUACGGGUUUGUAAUACUGUUCCAUACCACUGGAACUUCUGCUGGUACACCAGUCUGGUCUGUGAGGCGAAACUAUCAACAAACAAUUAAUAUAUAGGUGUAGCAGUAAUGCAAUCUAUUCUCCUCAUCUGCGCUGUCUAAGAAGUGAAGCCAUGGUGGAUGUGGGAAAGUGGCCACUAUUCACUCUCCUGUCAUCUCAAGAAAUUGCUUCAAUCCGGCAAGCGUGCGUGUUUGGCACCUCCGCAAAUGAAGCCAUAUACAUAACACAUAGCGAUGAGGUUUUUGUUUUUGGUCUUAACUGCAGUAACUGCCUGGGGACCGGUGACAAUCAAAGCACGAUUGUGCCAAAGAAACUGGAUGUGCUGUGUGGAAAAAAGAUUAUUAGCCUGAGUUAUGGCAGUGGGCCACAUGUUCUACUUGCUACUGAAGGUGGAGAGAUGUAUGCCUGGGGGCACAAUGGCUACAGCCAGCUGGGCAAUGGGACUGCAAACCAGGGCAUCUCUCCUGCACAGGUGACAUCCAACCUGACGCAGAAGAAGGUGACAGAAGUGGCCUGUGGCUCGCACCAUUCCAUGGCCUUGACAUUGGAUGGAGAAGUCUAUGCCUGGGGAUACAACAACUGUGGUCAAGUUGGAUCGGGAUCUACAGCCAAUCAGCCAACACCUCGCAAAGUGUCCAACUUGCUUCAGAGCAAAGUGGUUGUCAGUAUUACCUGUGGGCAGACGUCCUCCAUGGCAGUGUUAGAUAAUGGAGAGGUAUAUGGCUGGGGAUACAAUGGGAAUGGGCAGCUGGGUCUGGGCAACAAUGGGAACCAGCUAACCCCUUGCAGGCUUACAGCAUUGCAGGGGAUGUGUGUGCUUCAGAUUGUAUCUGGCUAUGCGCACUCACUAGCACUAACAGACGAGGGCUUGCUGUAUGCCUGGGGAGCUAACACUUACGGGCAGCUGGGCACAGGCAAUAAGAGUAACCAGCUCAGCCCAGUGCAGAUCAUGAUGGAGAAGGAAAGUAGGAUUGUGGAGAUUGCAGCCUGCCAUUCAACUCACACUUCGGCUGCAAAGACACAGAGUGGCCAGGUGUUCAUGUGGGGUCAGUGCCGGGGCCAGUCCAUCGUCCUGCCACACCUCACACACUUCUCCUGCACCGACGACGUCUUCACUUGCUUUGCCACCCCGGCCGUCAUGUGGCGUAUGCUCUCCGUAGAGCACGACGACUUUCUCACAGUAGCUCAGUCUUUGAAGAAGGAGUUCGACAGCCCCGAAACCUCAGACUUAAAGUUCUGUGUGGAUGGGAAAUGUAUUCACGUUCACAAAGCAGUUUUGAAAAUAAGAUGUGAACAUUUCCGUUCAAUGUUUCAGUCGCACUGGAAUGAAGAUAUGAAAGAAGUGAUUGAGAUUGAUCAGUUUUCAUUCCCAGUGUACCGCGCCUUCCUGGAAUACCUGUACACUGACAAUGUAGACCUGCCUCCAGAAGACGCAAUAGGGCUGCUGGACUUGGCAACAUCCUACUGUGAGAACAGGCUAAAGAAACUCUGUCAGCACAUCAUCAAGAGAGGAAUCACAGUAGAAAAUGCUUUUUCCCUGCUGUCUGCAGCGGUAAGAUACGAUGCUGAGGAUUUAGAAGAGUUCUGCUUCAAGUUUUGUGUGAACCACUUGACGGAAGUCACUCAGACUGCAGGCUUCUGGCAGAUUGAUGGCUCUUUGCUGAAGGAGUUCAUUUCCAAAGCCAGCAAAUGUGGAGCCUUUAAAAACUGAAACUGUCUGCUCCGAAGACAUUUACCACAGCAAAACUCAAUAACAAUGAGAUUCUAGGUCACCAGGUUGCAAAGCCAGGGAUGACCUUUGGCUACGUGUAAAUCAGGCUGCAACCACCACCCCUGCUGGUAACCCACAAAACAGCUUUUUUUCUUAGCAGAAGUUUCUUAUUUUUGUAGGGUGGAAUGAGGGGUAUAAUAUUGCAUUGAUAUACUGCAUCUAUAUAUAACUUGAAUAGUUAUUGUUUUAUUGUUACAGGAUAGCAGAAAGCUUAUUUGUUUUCAAUAUUUGUAUUAACCCCAGUUUAUAAUAAUUUGCACAUGUAGAUACACCUUUUGUAUAUUCCUUAUUGACAAUUUAGGUAACAUUUCGAAUGAUGCAUAUCAUGAUGAAACUAAUUAAAACAAUUGCACUUAUUUGAAGGAUUGUAAGGAUUCCACUUGAGUGACCCUGAAUAUAUAUUGAACGAAGGGACUUUAGGGAAAGUUCAAAUGGGGUGUAUUACAAGUUUCAGCCAUGUCUGCCUGCAUUUGCUAUUAAUAACAUAUCCACCCAUGCUGUGGCCACAGUGCUAAAUUUCAGUACUGGCACAUAAGGAACAAUGUUGAAGUGCAGAUAAGGUUAAUUACUAUGAAUGUUAUCAAAGAGUGAUACAAUGCUGCACGAAUGAGCCAAGGUCAAACACACCUCUUGAUACAGUAGAUGCUCAUAGUGAAUUAACCAUGUGAUUUGCGAGUAUGGGAUGCACAGCAUGCCCUAGGCUGGUGUCUUGUAUUGCAUCAUUGAGUUCCCCAUGGCUUGUUCAGUACCAGUACCAAAAUUCUGCUAUCUGUGUCUGAUAACCAGUCAAGUGACGUUAUGCCUGCACUAGAUGCAUACAUAAUGAUUUCUUUCUUAAACAAUGGAUAGGUUCUUUUUUGGCAAAUGGUUCAGUGACCAGGAUUGAGCUUAAAAUGUGGUUGUGCAUGGCAUUUAGUAGUGCAUAAUUGAGAUGAGAUUUAAAAACAAAGGGUGUCCUGGAGAAACCUGUUAACCCACAAUUUUAUUUUCUCUUGAACCUAUCCUUGCAUCUUACUGCCAUCCACUACAUUUUUCUGAACACUGAAAUGUUGGUGGGUUAUUGAGUCUCUGAAAAAUUACAAUGAUAUGCGUGAAACUGUUGAUAAUGAAACAAACAUUAGUUUAGAACGGUUUCAUAAAUAUCAAUGUUAUUUUUCACGUAAAUGAUUGGCUGAAGAUAGUCCUGUGCACACCUGACCUGCUCUGUGAGUGGUUUACUGCAUUUAUUGAAUAUUUUAGAAAUAUUGAAGAGUUGUUUCCAAGGCAGGUGAUUAAACUCCAGAUUGUUAAAUCUUCUAAUUCCGGUAUGUGUUUGUUCCAUACUAACUAAAUUGAAUUUUUGCUGUAUCUAAGAAAAUGUACAGGAACAGUCUUGUCUACUUUCUACUAUAUUAUCUGACACAUAAUUUGCAUUCUUAAAUAAAGUUUGCAUUGUACAAUCUGA
Messenger RNA from Acipenser ruthenus (sterlet), 3623 nucleotides. Its product is annotated as RCC1 and BTB domain-containing protein 1. Bases 521 to 2119 code for a protein of 532 amino acids. Lineage: Eukaryota; Metazoa; Chordata; Actinopteri; Acipenseriformes; Acipenseridae. The record is from RefSeq and is a predicted model, not a curated record. The transcript has 12 exons. Gene Ontology annotation, molecular function: protein binding.